This is a messenger RNA of Salvia miltiorrhiza (redroot sage), 1288 nucleotides long. RefSeq lists its product as uncharacterized. Gene Ontology annotation, molecular function: S-adenosylmethionine-dependent methyltransferase activity. Lineage: Eukaryota; Viridiplantae; Streptophyta; Magnoliopsida; Lamiales; Lamiaceae. The record is from RefSeq and is a predicted model, not a curated record. The transcript has 9 exons. The coding region runs from base 215 to 976 and encodes 253 amino acids.
GUCAACGUUCACAAUCACAAACAAACUGUACAUUAUGCUUCUGCCACUUGUACCUUCCUCUCUAUCCAUUUCUUCUUCAGUUCUUUUUCCACUAGUCUAUCUAGAAACCAGACAAGACAAACCGUAGACUUCAUUUGUACUCUCUCUCUCUCUCUCAACUGACAAACCCCACGACCCGCCACCAACCUCCCACCGCCGCCGCAUCUCGGCCACAAUGUUCAGGGACGUCUCGGCGUGCAGCACCUACAACUACGGCGACGCCCUCUACUGGGACGCCCGUUACAUUCAAGAAGUCGAAUGCGGCUCCUUCGAUUGGUACCAGCGCUAUUCAGCUCUGCGUCCCUUUAUACGCAAAUAUAUCCACCCUAAUUCGCGCGUGCUCAUGGUUGGUUGUGGAAAUGCUGUUAUCUCGGAGGACAUGGUUAAAGAUGGGUUCGAGGAUAUAAUGAACAUCGACAUAUCUUCUGUGGCUAUCGAGAUGAUGAGAAAGAAGUAUGAGAGUGUACCUCAACUUAAGUACAUACAAAUGGAUGUUAGGGACAUGAGUUUAUUUCCUGAUGAUUCGUAUGAGAGUGUCAUUGAUAAAGGGACUCUUGAUUCAUUGAUGUGUGGUACUGAUGCUCCAUUAAGUGCUUCUCAAAUGUUGGGUGAAGUUAGCAGGCUUCUUAAACCUGGAGGAGUUUAUAUGUUGAUAACGUAUGGCGAUCCUAAUGUGCGGAUGCCCCAUAUAAACCGGUCAGUUUACAAUUGGAAAAUCGAAUUGUAUAUCAUACCAGCUAGACCUGGAUUUCAGAAGCCCGGUGGAGCCACUGCUUUGAGGUCACACCUCGACCCCAUUCCUCUCACGGAGAAAGGCCUACUUCCUGCAGAUUAUGUGAUGGAAGAUCCAGAUUCGCAUUUCAUUUAUGUGUGUAAAAAGGUAGAUGUACCAACUGAUCUCUCCAACAAAUCUGCUGAUGAUACAAUGAAGAGAUAAUACAUAGAACAUGGUGUGAAGUUAGCUCCUGAUAACCGAGAUAGGCGUUAGUACUUCACCGGAGCGGUAAAAAGAGGAAGAGGCUCGUCUGGACAACGGAGAAAUGGUUGCUGGAUGGAAAAUAUGAGAUUACACUACCAAGUUUGUGUUUGAUUCCCAACUAACUGGUAGUGAAUAGGGGACAUAGAUUACACUCUCCAUAUUGCUGAAUUAUAUAUCAUUGAUACAUGCCAAUAUGCCAUGCCUCUCGGAAAAUAAUUCUGGUAAGUUCUGUUUAUGUUUUAACAGAUAAAGUAAGCUUGAUUGAUCCAA